GUAACCUUGGAUAUCAGGACUUCCACCAGAGGACUCUGUCAGCCUCCUCAUCAAAUACAGCCAGGAUCACCUGCUAGACUUCAUACUUUGAAUCCCAUCUGUGCUGACUGGAGCAGUCACAGCAUCAACAGAUUGGAACAUGACCACAUAUGGCUCCCCAUCCCCCUUUGAGCGAGGAGACGCUGGUCAGGUUCUGCCAAUUGCUCUGCAGUACCUCACUCCAAACUACAUCUCCAUCAUUGGUAUUGGAGCUGUAGCUGCUGCUGUGAUGUCCUCAACAGACUCUGCACUAUUAUCUGCCGCCUCCAUCUUCUCAUCCAACAUAUAUAAGAGCAUCCUAAGGACCACAGCAUCAGACAGGGAGCUCCAGUGGGUGAUCCGUGUCUCUGUGGUCCUGGUGGGCGUGGCUGGCACAUCGCACAUCUUCACUUCCCGAGUUGCACUCUUGAAGAUGGCAUUUAUGUCCAGUGCUCUCCGGUCAGGACUAUCUGCAUGUUGUGAUUUCUGAGAGGUGGGACGUAUUCAAAGUGAAGGCCAACAAACAAUCACAAAAAUUAACAUUAAUGAUCAAUGGCAUCAUCAAAACAGACAAGGAGGAGAAGCCUGAUGGUCAGAGUGAAACUGAACUAAUACUAACCCCCAGUCAGCUGGAGUGACAAACUAAAUGAUUUAGUGGGAUGCAGAUGUGUGUUUUUAUGGUGA
Pundamilia nyererei is the source of this 702-nucleotide messenger RNA. Its product is annotated as high affinity choline transporter 1-like. NCBI's taxonomy places the organism in Eukaryota, Metazoa, Chordata, Actinopteri, Cichliformes, Cichlidae. The transcript has 3 exons. Gene Ontology annotation, biological process: acetylcholine biosynthetic process; transmembrane transport; choline transport. Gene Ontology annotation, molecular function: choline:sodium symporter activity. Gene Ontology annotation, cellular component: plasma membrane. The coding region runs from base 140 to 508 and encodes 122 amino acids. The record is from RefSeq and is a predicted model, not a curated record.